Molecule: messenger RNA, 2349 nt
Organism: Aplosporella prunicola CBS 121167
Lineage: Eukaryota; Fungi; Ascomycota; Dothideomycetes; Botryosphaeriales; Aplosporellaceae
Product: GMC oxidoreductase
Exons: 10
Coding region: 52-2349 (765 amino acids)
Molecular function (GO): flavin adenine dinucleotide binding; oxidoreductase activity, acting on CH-OH group of donors
Source: RefSeq, a predicted model, not a curated record
UCGCAGGAAACGCAUUACGAUGAGGUUUUCACGAUAGUUACCGUCAAAUAUAUGCAAGAAAAUCGACCUUCCCACAUUUUUGAGUGGCUCUCAUGUUUACCGCUCCUCAUGGAAAAUAGAUCUAGGAACGAAUUUCCGCUGUGGCAAGAACGUCUAAGAAUUUCUAAGUUUAGGUUGUCCCUCUUUAUAGAGGUAAGAGAAAACACCUUUUCGGUUGUAUUAUGUCCUAUAAAAAUAUCUAUGGGUGAAUUGCUGAACGAUGGUUUGCAAUUUAAUGUUGUUCUACUUACAAAAGUUUCCGUUCCCGGACGCCGUCUCAAACUUAACUGGCGCUAUCCUAAAAGUCAUGAUCUCUCCACGCCAGAUAAACUGACGUUUGACAUGUUGAAAAGUACAAAUAUAAUAGAGUACUCCGGUAGUCUUGACGCAAUCCUAGACUCUCAAGAACCCAUUGCUUCUAUCCUGACAAUGAAGCAUUCUAUCCUUCUAUUGUUUCUCGCGAUUUCCGUCGCUGCGAAAGACAUCGAGUAUGACUACAUAAUUGCAGGCGCUGGCACAGCGGAGAAUCCAAACAUCACAGUUGCGGUCUUGGAGGCCGGUACAGAUAGCCGGACAAAUCCUAACGUUACUAUACCAGAGCUCCGAGGCGCGAUCAUUGGUACGGAGUUUGAUUGGGAUUUUAGCUCUGUUGACCAACCUGGGCUCUUUGAGAACAGGUCACAAGCUGUCAAUAGGGGCAAGACGAUCGGUGGAACAAGCGCCAUGAACUGGAUGAUCCACAACGAGGAUUCAAGAAUUCAACUCGACAUCUGGGAAAGCCUCCUCAACCUCACUGGUUGGAAUUGGGAAACGCUUUCAACAGCUUUUAGGGAAUCGGAAACAUUCUUUGCAUCACCAAGUUCUAGCGUCUUGACGUAUGAUGCAGCAAAUCACGGAGGCAACGGACCGAUAUGUUCCACGAUGCAGCGGAGUGUCUUCUCAUUACUUUCCGAUUACCUUGAGCCUACGCUCCGUGCCGCCGGCUAUGUCAUCCCACAAGACAGGAAUGGAGGAAACGUCACUGGUGCAAGUUUCCUACCACUCGCCAUCUGUCCGCAGAAUUAUACUAGGUCAUAUGCUGGCUCGGCAUACACAGCAGUCCAGGCCCGUCCAAAUCUCCGAGUGUUAACCAAUUCUCAAGUCACCGGCAUUAAAUGGGAGAGUACCCUUGCUGGGAACAUCACAGCGGCUGGAUUAAAGUACCAAGAUGGCAGAGACUCCAAUUCUAUUGCGCAAAUAAACGCCAGAGAGAUAAUCCUGAGCGCAGGGUGCAUUCAAUCUUCCCAAAUCCUUGAGCUUAGCGGAGUCGGCGAUCCAAAUAUCCUUUUACCAUUGGGCAUUCGACCAGUGGUCAACCUAUCCACAGUUGGAACUGGGCUGAGAGAUCCUCCGAUGAUGAUGUACGAGCCGCUGCAAUUCAAUUUCUCAGUAAAUUUCACCGGACACGAGUACGCUCAGAACUUUAUUCAACUAGAACCCGCUCGCAACAUUCUGUCUCCAGAAAACUUCGCUGCGGCCUCAACCUGGCUCAACUCAACGGCUUCAAUUCCCGGACUCGAAGACGCUCAACUUCAAGUAUUCAAGCACUUGUGGUAUACCGACCAGCCCUUGAUAGAAAUUGCCUGGCAGUAUUCUGGCAACCAAGCAAUGCCGUACGCUUUAAUACCCCUAUCCCAAGGCACAACACACAUCAACAGCAGCGAUCCUCUUGCACCCCCACGCAUCGACCCAAACUACAAUACCGUCCGCGCGACAAUAGGCGGCGAGGAAGUCGACUGGGACCUCUGGUUUCUGAGCAAGGCAGCGCAGUACUACGUCACCCAGCUCGCUACCCACGCUCCUUUCAGCGAUAUCCUCACACUCACGGAUCCGAUGUACAACCUCUCAGCGGCGGAGUACCAGCAAGCCGUUUUCGAGCGCAUGGGCACAUCACAGCAUCUCACUGGUGGGAACCCAAUGCUUCCGCGUGAGGCUGGCGGAGUUGUAGAUUCGAAAAUGCUGGUGUAUGGCACGCGGAACGUUCGGGUUGUGGAUGGAAGCAUAUUUCCAUAUCAGCCAUCAGCACACCCCAUGGGUCUCACGUACGCUGUUGCCGUCCGUGCAGCGAGGAUUUUGCAGAGCUUGCAAGGCGGCCAAGGACCAACGUAUACCGAUCAGCUUCCAUUAGGCAAUUCGAGUUCAAACGCUACUGCCACGUUCCCUUCGCAAAGGCCUACUGCAACUUAUGACUCGAUGGGAUCUGUUAUGCCUCCGGCGCAGUCGAUUUCAUCUACUGUUGUUUCACAGCCUGCUCCUAUUGUUAAUGUUUGA